AUGAAAUCUUCUCUCAUCUUCGCAGCUAGCUCCCUUCUCGGGUCCGCUCUGGCUGGGGUCCACAGGGCACCGUUGAAGAAGAUCCCGCUGACGGAGCAGCUUGUAAGUUUGCCCCAGUUUAGCCCGCUUUCCUGUUUCCUUUGUUUUGGGGGCUUCCUAACUAACAAUCACUCUUGAAUCUCUAGUCUCACCAUGACAUUAGCACCCAAAUGAAGGCCCUCGGCCAAAAGUACAUGGGAAUCCGCCCAGAAAAGAUUGGAGAGGAAAUGUUCAAGACUCAAGAAAUUAAAACUGAUGAUGGCCACCCAGUCCCAGUUACCGUAAGUACCUUAGUUCGUGUUCGCCCGGGCCAGGCUAAUAUUUCGCGUGUAGAACUUCCUGAAUGCUCAGUGUAGGUUCCGAAUUGAGCCCGACUAAAUGUACAAAAUCCUUAUUAAUACUUGGUAGACUUUUCGGAAAUCACCAUCGGAACCCCCCCUCAAAACUUCAAGGUUGUUCUUGACACCGGAAGUUCUAACCGUAUGUUACUUUCCUGCGGUGAUCCAAGCAUAGUUCUUAUUGAGAUGCAGUUUGGGUUCCCUCUUCCCAGUGCGGUUCGAUCGCUUGCUACCUGCACAGCAAGUACGAUUCGACAAGCUCAUCGACCUAUAAGGCGAACGGUACUUCUUUCGAGAUCCGCUACGGCUCUGGAAGUCUGAGUGGCUUUGUCUCCCAAGACAACGUAGAAAUUGGUGACCUUAAAAUCAAACAUCAGAAUUUUGCUGAGGCAACUUCUGGUAAGCUCUGACGCUGUCCACGUCCUCUUGGAUUUCGUGUCUAAUUGUUGAACAUACAGAGCCUGGUUUGGCUUUUGCUUUCGGCCGGUUCGAUGGCAUUUUGGGACUUGGGUAUGACUCAAUCUCGGUCAACCACAUUGUUCCUCCCUUCUACGAGAUGAUCAAUCAGGGCCUUCUUGACAAGCCUGUUUUUGCUUUCUACCUUGGUGGUAAGGGUGAUGAGAGUGAGGCUAUUUUCGGUGGCAUCGAUGAGGACCAUUACGAGGGCAAGCUCAUUAAGCUUCCUGUCCGCAGAAAGGCUUACUGGGAAGUCGAGUUCGAGGCUAUAACCUUUGGAAAGUCGACUGCUCAAUUCGAGAACACCGGAGCCAUUGUCGACACUGGAACCUCUCUGUAAACUUUCCCGCUUCCCCGGGGCUUGAUCCAUCCGCUAACCUAUGGCAGCAUCGCGCUCCCAUCCACCCUGGCUGAGCUCUUGAAUAAGGAGAUUGGAGCCAAGAAGGGUUUUAAUGGGCAGUACAGCGUUGAGUGCGAGAAGCGCGACUCACUCCCAGAUCUCACCUUUACCCUUACUGGUAUGUGUGAUCGCUAUCUUGUCUCGUUCUGAUUACUGAUAACGGGCCGCAGGCCACAACUUUACCAUCACCGCCUAUGACUACAUUCUUGAGGUUCAGGGUUCGUGUAUCAGUGCCUUCAUGGGUAUGGACUUCCCCGAGCCCAUAGGACCCCUUGCCAUCUUAGGUGAUGCAUUCUUGCGAAAAUACUACUCCGUUUAUAACCUAGGUGAUAACACCGUCGGUCUUGCUAAGGCCAAGUAAGCCAAGUCUGUUUAAUGGGCGCCUGUGAAGAUGGAUGGAGCUGAAUGCGUUUGCAUGGUAUUGGGAAUGGGUCUCGGUCUGGCGAGUUGUUAUUUGUUUUCUGAGUUUCAAUUUUUGUUUUGCUCAGGAGAGUUUUUCGUACACUGCUUUUGCGCCCAAAUGUUUUUUUUUAUGGCAGUAUUUUUCUUUGUCUGGGGACUUUGAACUUCUGAGGCUGCCCGCUACGGCAUGUUUUCUACGAAAUUGAUAUUUAAUCCGCAUUUGACUCG
Molecule: messenger RNA, 1863 nt
Organism: Tuber aestivum (summer truffle)
Lineage: Eukaryota; Fungi; Ascomycota; Pezizomycetes; Pezizales; Tuberaceae
Source: the annotation of a GenBank genome assembly